UGUCUUGGAAACAAGAACCUGUUGUCAAACGUUGCUAGGGAAGUAACCGAGCUACUUAAAUAGCCGCUAAAAGAAAAAAAACAACAACAACAAUAAACGAGAGGUGUAUGCCAGUGAGCGAUGAGAAAGCUCCAUCCACCUGAGCUGGUGUCAGACAUGACAAGAGGAUGACUGAGAAUGGAGAGGACAGCCCCCUCCAUCAGUCCUGUGAGGCUCCUGAUAAAGGAGAUGUGAUUGACAGCAUCAGCAGGCCACUCAAGACCUCUUUAGAAGAUGCCAAAACCUGCAAGGACCAUAAUGAUGCGCCCAAACUCGCUGCUAGAAACACAGAUGGAGACUUUGGCCAAUACCAGCCUCGGCCACCCUCACUACCCAAGCUGUUCACCAGAGGCGGCUCAGUGGAGGAGACGGUGAGGACCAGGAGGCUGAGAAACAGCCAGGAGAGUCUGAGCGACCCCGCUGAGACCGGCUCCUCCACAGACUCGCUUAAAGAGAACCGGACAGUUCAAGCUCCAGGCGGGCUCGUUCUCAGUGGUGCUGCCACCACCACCAGAAAUGAGCAGGAACCUGACGUGAGGCCCCUCUCUUCUGCUGGUACGACGGGGUCACCAGUUUUCCGGGACAGAGGGAGCAGUCUGUCCGAGUAUGAAAGGAGACCCCCCAGCCAGCAGAGCGACCCCACAGACCACCGAGCGAGGUCCACCAAGGCGCGCCUGUCUCCGGUGCAACCCACUGGGCCCCUGCCCGCUCUGGAGAAGAGCUUUGCGUCAGCCACCUUGAGGGCAGCUAAUAGGAUUGACAGGGAUUGUUUGGAUUAUGCAGUCCUGGCCAGAGAGAAACUCGGGGAGAGAUUCCACAGGAACCUGAGCGACAGCCGGCUUCUGGAGAACAUGGGGUCGGAUAGUGCCUCUGUCAACUCCAUGAGGUCCACCUACAGCGUGCUCAGCCCCAUCAGACCCCAGGAUGUGAGGAACAGGAGCUUUCUGGAGGGCAGCGGGCUGGGAAGUGGAGCCCUGCUCGGGGCCGAAGAGCUGGACCGCUACUUCCCUGACAGGAAAGUGGGCAUCUACAUAGCCACAUGGAACAUGCAGGGCGAGAAGGGGCUUCCAGCGAACCUAGAUGAUCUCCUACUUCCAACAGACUCUGAAUUUGCACAGGACUUUUAUAUUAUUGGGGUCCAGGAAGGUUGUCCUGACAGGAGGGAGUGGGAGACCCGUCUUCAGGAGACUCUGGGACCUUACUACGUCAUGCUGUAUGCAGCAUCACAUGGUGUUUUGUAUCUCACCGUAUUUGUCAGAAGAGAUCUCAUCUGGUUCUGCUCAGAGGUGGAGCAUGCCACAGUCACAACCAGGAUCAUCUCCCAGAUCAAGACCAAAGGGGCUGUGGGAAUCGCAUUUACCUUUUUUGGCACUUCCUUCCUCUUCAUCACAUCCCAUUUUACCUCGGGAGAUGCCAAAAUUUAUGAGAGAAUACUAGAUUACAACAAGAUCGUUGAAGCUCUAGCUCUUCCAAAAGGCCUUCCAGACACCAACCCUUACCGCUCCACACCGUCUGACGUCACCACAAGGUUCGACCAGGUCUUCUGGUUUGGAGAUUUUAACUUUCGGCUGAGUAAGGAUCGGGUCGAUGUGGAGACGAUCAUGAACCGCACAGUCGCAGGUGAUAUGGGCCCCCUGUUGGCGCACGAUCAGCUCUCCAAGGAAAUGAAAGAUGGUUCAAUCUUUAAAGGCUUCCAAGAGGCACCGAUACAUUUUUUCCCGACAUACAAAUUUGACAUCGGCUGCGAUAUCUACGACACGACUUCUAAACAGAGGACGCCUUCGUACACAGACAGGAUCUUGUUCAGGAACAGGCAGGCUGAUGACAUAAAAGUGGACAAGUACACCAGCUGCUCCAACAUCAAGACCUCAGACCAUCGGCCCGUCAUCGGCGUCUUCCAGGUCAAACUCAGGCCAGGCAGAGACAACAUUCCCCUUGGUGCAGGACAGUUUGACAGAGGCUUGUACUUGGAGGGCAUCAGGAGGAGGAUCACCAGAGAGCUGAAGAGGAGGGAGGCCAUGAAGAACCAAAGUAGCAGCGCCAUCUGCGCCAUCUCCUAAACCCUUAGAAUGAACUCUCCAGACCAGACAGGACUGGAUCGAACUGUGCCAGAAAGUGCGGGCAAAAGAAAAAAAAAAAAAAGGACCAAAAUGAAACCAGAGUUGUCUUAACUGCACAGAGCUCAGUGCUGGUUGUGGCAACUGAACAGAGAGCGCCCUCUGUUGGGCAUUGAGAGCUGUCUCUGUGUGUGUGUGUGUGUCCUUGUAGAGGUGACUGGCUGUACUUUGAGGGCAGGGACCUUGAGGUCAGACAGACACAGCGGCAGAAGUUUGGCCUUUAUUUAUUCAGCCCUCCCUAACUCAAACAUGACUGAUACAGACAGGUGGGUUGGGGGGGUCUGCGGUGUGAACUGAUCUAACCUUAAAAGCUCUGUGUAGCUGCAUUCAUUCAAAAAGCAUCACGGACCACGAUGUUUUUCUGAAUGCUCCAUCAGUGUUCAAAUGCCUUGUGAAUAUGUCAUCAAGCAGCUUAUCAAACAUAAUUGCAUUUUGGUGGUGCAUUUUUUUAAAUAUAAUUUAGGUGUCUGCCAUUAAGCUGAGAGAUACAUUAAGACUGAAGAUAUGGGCAUGAGGUCAAAUAUAUAAUUUCAAGAGCAUGACAUUGAUGAGCACCACAGUCAGAAAGUUGUUACUACUUAUCACAUGCUACUGUUGAAUUUCAGGGAGAUCAAAUGUAUUUUUGAACAAACUCGCUUCCUAUAAAAUACAACAUUUUAUUUACACUGUUAACGCCUGUCUCACCUUUUCCUCUUAUACGGCCAAGUGAUCCUUUGCAACAGACUGUAACUCAAUGCCUUACCUCCCAUAUCGCUGCUGUGUAACCUCAUAUAUACUAUAUACUAGAAACUGUCCACGUACUGUAUGUACCACGUUAAUGGCAGUCUGCUCCAAAAAGAAGUGCCUGUGGGUCUUUUGUCAUUUCUUCAGGACCUCUUUAUCUGCAUCGUUUUAUAUGUCACCUAACAUCACGUAAUAAAUGUUUUAAAACACA
Larimichthys crocea (large yellow croaker) is the source of this 3090-nucleotide messenger RNA. It is a transcript of the gene inpp5e, whose product is annotated as inositol polyphosphate-5-phosphatase E. The record is from RefSeq and is a predicted model, not a curated record. Gene Ontology annotation, molecular function: phosphatidylinositol-4,5-bisphosphate 5-phosphatase activity; inositol-polyphosphate 5-phosphatase activity. Gene Ontology annotation, biological process: phosphatidylinositol dephosphorylation. The transcript is spliced from 11 exons. The coding region runs from base 168 to 2099 and encodes 643 amino acids. Gene Ontology annotation, cellular component: nucleus; Golgi apparatus; axoneme. NCBI's taxonomy places the organism in Eukaryota, Metazoa, Chordata, Actinopteri, Sciaenidae.